Messenger RNA from Fraxinus pennsylvanica, 1176 nucleotides. The record is from the annotation of a GenBank genome assembly. Lineage: Eukaryota; Viridiplantae; Streptophyta; Magnoliopsida; Lamiales; Oleaceae.
AUGGAAGCUGAUUCUUUGCAUCAGAAGCAUGUUUUAGCAGAUCUUGACCUCAAGAACAAAUCUCUAUAUGGAGACACACACAUACCCAUAUAUGAGUGUAUGCGUGUGUGUUCUUCGUGUGCUUCUACCAUUGUUUCAGAUUUGACUCAGGAUACUAUGAAUUCUUUUUCACAAGUACCUCCAGGGUUUCGAUUCCACCCAACUGAUGAAGAACUUGUUGAUUAUUACCUUAGGAGAAAGGUUACUUCAAGACUAGACUUCGACGUUAUUAAAGAUGUUGAUCUGUACAAAAUCGAGCCUUGGGAUCUUCAAGAGCUAUGUAGAAGAGGAACAGAAGAGCAAAAUGACUGGUACUUCUUUAGCCACAAAGACAAGAAAUAUCCAACUGGAACUCGCACAAAUAGGGCAACAGCAGCAGGAUUUUGGAAAGCAACAGGUAGGGACAAGGCCAUUUACUCAAAGCAUGAUCUAAUUGGGAUGAGGAAGACCUUGGUGUUUUAUAAAGGAAGAGCGCCAAAUGGUCAAAAAUCAGAUUAUAUUAUGCAUGAAUAUCGCCUUGAAACAGAUGAAAAUGGGACUCCACAGGAAGAAGGUUGGGCUAUCUGCAGAGUGUUCAAGAAGAAGAUUGCCAGCAUGCAUAAAGUCAGUGAGCAUGGCUCCCCAAUUUGGUAUGACGAUCAAGUUUCAUUCAUGCCGGAAAUUGACUCGCCGAAACAGCAGAAUCUGGAUUACCACUAUCCUUAUAAUUCCUGCAAGAAGGAGCUUGAUUUACAGUAUCAAAUGCCACCUGAUCAGCACUUUCUUCAUCAGCUUCCACAUCUCGAGAGCCCGAGAAUGGUGCAGCCACCGACCAGCAUGAGUUGGAGCUCAAUUUCUGCCUAUGGCGGCCUUCACAUAAACAAUUCAUCACACACUUUUCAGUCUUCAAUCCAAAGCCAUGAUCAGCACAACUUUCACUCGGUUUACAGAAACAAUACUAAUGAACAGCCUGCAGGAGAUCAAGUGACCGAUUGGCGCGUACUUGACAAGUUUGUCGCAUCCCAACUCAGCCACGAAGAGUUUGUUUCUAAGGAAAAUGACUAUUCCAAUGCAGCAGAUGCCGCCUUCCAUGGAGGCACAGAUGAAUCCAAUAUGAUGAUUCUUUGUGUUGCCCAUUGCCCAUCCGUGGAUAUUUGA